Messenger RNA from Phlebotomus argentipes, 1424 nucleotides. RefSeq names its product ADP-ribosylation factor-like protein 6-interacting protein 1 (gene Arl6IP1). The transcript is spliced from 3 exons. NCBI's taxonomy places the organism in Eukaryota, Metazoa, Arthropoda, Insecta, Diptera, Psychodidae. The record is from RefSeq and is a predicted model, not a curated record. The coding region runs from base 344 to 949 and encodes 201 amino acids.
UGUAAUUGAUUCAUCACACGAGUCUUCGGAAACUCCACUAAAGAAGUUGAGAAAAUUGAUGCACAGAUAAUUCCUUCGCUUACACCAGAAAUUCAGGCAAGAUUAGGAAAAUCUAAGCUUCACUCACAAUCCGUAAGGGCAGAAAAGAUUGCUGAUUCAUCAGGAAAAUCCCUGAAACUGCAGCGCAAGUCGCCACAACGGAAACUUUUCUCUGCGACAAGGAAGAAACUCAGUCGAGAGUGUAAACAAAACGCAUUUUGAAGGCGAUUUCUCACCUCAAAACCACAUCAGGAAGCUCCUCAGCGCGACCAAAGGCAACAGUGAAGCGGAGGAAAGACCAAAGAUGACGAGUCUACUGAAUUUUGGGCCAACUGAUCAGAAGAAGCAGCUGAACAAGCUGAAGCACGACCUGGAGGACUGGCGUGAGGUCAUCCUGCACGCCAGCAAGAUCCUCACGUGGGAGAAGGCCUUCUAUCCGGCCGUGAUCUUCGCCGCCGUCACGAUGCACUUCCUCUUCCUCUGGUACCUCGAUCUCUCGGCGCUCACGCAGAUCUCGCUCACGCUGCUCUGCCUCACGCUCGGCGACUACCUCUAUCCCAUCGUGGGCAAGCUCGUGUUCAAGCCGGACAAGUGGACGGGCGUGCAAGAGAAGGAGUUCGAGGAGAUCUGCGUCAGCAUCUUCGGCGCCAAGCAAUGCCUCUGCGGCUUCCUCCACUUCCUCAUCGUCACCAAAGAGAAGAAGUCCAUGCUGUUCCUCGUGAGCGUGAGCGCUUUCCUGCUGCUCCUGGCCUGGAUCGGCUCCACCAUCGACAAUCUGGUGCUUACUUACUUGUGCGCGCUCUUCGUCGUCUACUAUCCGGGCCUGUGCAAGAUCGGCGUGAUCGCCAAGGUGAAGGACGUCGUUGGCGGCGUCUUCUGCUCCGCCGCGCCGGCCGCCAAGACCGACUAAGCAUUUUGCGCGCAUCUUCACAAGUAUUCCAUAGUCCAAGUGUCACAAUUUAUCGUCGUAAAUUGAGGUGUUUUUCAUCUUAGGAUUCACGUAAAUUUAUCAAAGGAAAUCGUAAGGACUUCACGCGGCGCGUUCAGAAGCUAUAAAGAAAAUUCCCAAAAAUUUAAACUGUCGCAAAGAGAUUUCAGCUGACAUUGUAAUUGUUUAGUGAACCCUAAAUGUUUAAGGCUUGUGUAAAUACUGAGUUUCUCUUCCGCAUUUCUUUAUUAUUAUUCUCUGUGAGUCAAUUUCUGAGGCAAUUCACAAUCUGUUGAAUCAAACUGAGUUCCAGUGCGUGUGACAAAUUAUUGAUAUUAACUAUUAAGUAAUAUGAUUUAGUGAGGUAUGAAAUCGCAUUGCCAUUAAUGUAUACCAAAAUGUUAAAAUCCAUCCUCCCAUAAAAAUAAAAUUCAACUUCUCACGUUUCAUCACAAUU